UGUCCCUGUGCAGGACGGGUGCCAAGGACCACACCCAUUCCGGCAAGUGCUCUGGUUCUCUGGGGAUGUGCCUGUCCUGUAAGGGACACAGUUGCCAUUAGGGAGAAAGCAGAGGAUGGAGUGUGAGGAAAGGACGUGAAAUUAGGAAAACAACAGGUGAUGCAGUUUAUGAUAGAAAAACGACGACAGGUAGACUAAUGGUUAAAAGCGUUGGGCCAGUAAGCGAAAAGUUCGAAUCCCGAGCCGAUUAGGUGAAAAACCUUAUAUUGAGCAAGGCACUAACCCUAAUUUAUCAUCAGGUGCAGGCUGCCAGUGCUGAAACUGCUCCAGGGUGUUGGUCAGCAGAGCUGCAGACUACUUGUCCGUCUGUCUGGGUGAGCAGGACAGAAGGAGCAAUGGCUAACAGGGGACCCAGUUACGGGCUGAGCAAGGAGGUGCAGGAGAAGAUAGAGCUGAAGUAUAAUCUAGACUUGGAGGCCCGGCUGGUGGACUGGAUCGUAGCUCAGUGUGGGGGGAACCUGGAGAGACCACAGCCAGGCAGACAGAACUUCCAGACAUGGCUGAUGGAUGGAACAAUUCUCUGUAGGCUCAUCAAUAGCCUGUACCCGCGUGGUAAGGAGCCAAUCAAGAAGAUUCUGGAGACACAGAUGGCCUUUAAGCAGAUGGAGAAGAUCUCCCAGUUCCUGCAGGCAGCAGAGGUCUACGGAGUCAUCACCACAGACAUCUUCCAGACCGUGGACCUGUGGGAAGGGAAGGAUAUGGCCGCAGUGCAGAGAACCCUGAUGGCCCUAGGUAGUGUCGCCCUCACCAAGGACGAUGGACAUUACCGUGGCGACCGCGACUGGUUCCACAGGAAAGCCCAGGGUUACCGGCGAGAGUUCUCUGAGGACCAGCUUCGUCAAGGCCAGAGUCUGAUUGGUCUGCAGAUGGGAAGCAACCGCGGGGCCUCUCAGUCUGGCAUGACAGGCUACGGAUCGCACCGCCAGAUCAUGUAGAGACACCAGCCAGCCGCUCAGCCAGCUGCCAGCCUCUCCCUCUGCAUGGCUGUGUACUCCAGAAGAAAGCUCCAUCACGCCCCUGGAACCUCAUGAUAUGACCCAACCACUUUUCCCCCUUCCCCAGAAGCACUAGCAAAUCACACGAGCACACACAUACACACACACACACACACACACACACACACACACAUGCUUUUACUGUUCAUCCUCAACCCAAACAGAGUGCUCCUUAUACCCCAACCACAAUUCUAUAGACCUCAGUGCUUUCUGCUUCCCCCACCCCCGCUCUCCAUCCAAAUGGUCCCACUCUCUCCAUUCAUAUGGUCCCACUCUCUCCAUCCAUAUGGUCCCACUCUCUCCAUCCAUAUGGUCCCACUCUCUCCAUCCAUAUGGUCCCACUCUCUCCAUCCAUAUGGUCCCACUCUCUCCAUCCAUAUGGUCCCACUCUCUCCAUCCAUAUGGUCCCACUCUCUCCAUCCAUAUGGUCCCACUCUCUCCAUCCAUAUAGUCCUGCUAGCCAUUCCCUUCAGUGGAUGAAGUCUUCGUAAUUCAGUCGGUACAGAGAACCCAAGAUUGAAGUCAUCCCUCUACAAAACAAGCAAAUAGCAUUUUACACUUCUAACAAAUAUUACAGCACGAAACGUUAUAGCAUGUUACAUCUUUUAAUUAACUGUUUGUUUGUAUGUACAGUAGGUGUGUCUGAGUCAUUGUAUAGUCCUUUGGGAGGGUUUGCUAUACCUCAUGAAAAGUUUAAUGUGUAACCGAAUGGAACUCGGUGAACGAUGAGGCCCCUGUGAAGACUUUGCGGUAACUUCUGUAACCAAAUGACCAUCACAUUGUGCCUGGUUAAUAUAGUAAAGGGACCAUAAACUAUGCCUUGUAUAAGAGACGCCACCCACCCUAAUGCAGAGGAAUUCAUUGACCUAAAUUCAGUUCUGUUUUUGUACUAACAUUCUGUGCUGUGCAUUUAUUACUUAUGUAUAAUUGAUGUAAUGUACUUGUAUGUGCCCACUGUCCAUGUGUGUUUCAGCCAAUCCCAUGAUUGUUAAAGACCCACAGUAUGAAAGUGACAGUAGGAUCAUUUUCAGGCCUGAUAUUGCUUGAAUGUAUUUUUUUCCCCUUCAAUGUAAUUUGUCAUGUUUACAUAAACAAAUAUGUUUAUAUCUGAAUCAUUGUGUGUAGAAAACAUAAUAAAUUAGGUGAAAACUGA
Messenger RNA from Oncorhynchus mykiss (rainbow trout), 2208 nucleotides. The record is from RefSeq and is a predicted model, not a curated record. Lineage: Eukaryota; Metazoa; Chordata; Actinopteri; Salmoniformes; Salmonidae.